Symbiodinium necroappetens is the source of this 477-nucleotide messenger RNA. NCBI's taxonomy places the organism in Eukaryota, Dinophyceae, Suessiales, Symbiodiniaceae. The record is from the annotation of a GenBank genome assembly.
AUGGCGGAAGCACCAAAGGCAGAACCAGUUGCAGAGGCCCCCCCGGCUCCAGCCCAGGAAGCAAAACCGGAGGAGCCGGCUGCUGAGGCCCCUAAAGCGGAGCCGGCCACAGGGGGGAGUACCGAAACAGCCGUAGAGGCACCGAAGACUGAGCAGGCAGUUGCCGAGGCACCAAAGGUUGAGGAGGCAGCCGCAGAGGCGCCCAAGACAGAGGAGCCAGCUGCCGAGGCACCAAAGGUCGAGGAGCCAGCUGCCGAGGCACCAAAGGCUGCGGAGCCAGCCGCAGAGGCGCCCAAGACAGAGGCACCAAAGGCGGAGGAGGCAGCCGCAGAGGCGCCGAACACCGAGGCACCAAAGGCUGAGGAGGCAGCCGCAGAGGCGCCCAAGACUGAGCAGCCAGCUGCCGAGGCACCACGGGUCGAGGAGGCAGCCGCAGAGGCGCCGAACACCGAGGCACCAAAGGCUGAGGAGCAGCCA